Molecule: messenger RNA, 1038 nt
Organism: Hemiscyllium ocellatum (epaulette shark)
Lineage: Eukaryota; Metazoa; Chordata; Chondrichthyes; Orectolobiformes; Hemiscylliidae
Gene: bmp15
Product: bone morphogenetic protein 15
Exons: 2
Coding region: 22-1038 (338 amino acids)
Biological process (GO): SMAD protein signal transduction; BMP signaling pathway
Cellular component (GO): extracellular region
Molecular function (GO): growth factor activity; cytokine activity
Source: RefSeq, a predicted model, not a curated record
UCACUGCUUUCUAAACCGGGGAUGGAUGAUCAACACAUGGCAUAUAUGGCCAAUCUUUACAAGCAGUUAGCAGAUCGAGAUGGAAAGCCUAAAGUUAACCGGACCGUUAUGACUAACACCAUUCGGCUGGUGAAACCCAGUGCAAGUGUCCUGCUCGCUGACUCUGGUCAUUGGCAUAUGCAUCAUGUUCAAUACAACCUGCACUAUCUGCCGGAGCUAGAGCAUUUGAUUAAAGUUGCUGUUGUCUAUUUACACAGUCCUCUUGCCAAUCAACUUUUAGUUUCUUGUGAAAUCAAAUGUCUCCUUUCAAAUUAUGUCAAGCUAAAUUUCAUACAGAAUGCCACUGAUAUAGAAUUGCCCAUCCAGUUUUCAUUAAACCUGAAUGAACGAUGGGCAGAGGCUGAUGUAACUCCUUGUGUCAUUUUCCCAACUGGCAAUUCUGUGAAGAAAGUCGAUCUGCAUAUCAGUUAUAAAUGUACUGAAUUUGGCAAAGACCAUCCAAGAACUCUGGAUAAAAGAAGAAACUAUGGUGUCCAUUUACAGGUGCCUUCUCUGCUAUUAUAUUUAAAUGACACUGAUGAAACUGCACAUCAAAGACCAGAAACAUCAGAAAAACAAUUUCAAGAAAGUUCAUCCAAAUCCCGUGUGUUGGUUAGGAAACCACGACAACUAAGCAACAUUGGCUCAGACAUUCCUAACUAUCUUAAGAAAAGUCCUCCAAGGAACAAGUGCAAGCUCCAUUCGUUUUGGGUAAGCUUUGAGCAAUUGGGUUGGGAUCAUUGGAUUGUGGCUCCUCAUAGGUACAAUCCAAAAUUCUGCAGGGGAGACUGUCCCAGAAUUCUUCACUAUGGCUACCACUCUCCAAAUCAUGCCAUAGUGCAGAAUUUUAUCAAUGAAAUAGUUGAUAAAAAUGUGCCCCGUCCAUCUUGUGUCCCUUUGAAAUACAGUCCCAUUAGUGUCCUUUUGAAGGAACAAAAUGAUCACAUCGUGUACAAGGAGUACAAUGACAUGAUUGCUGUGGCUUGUACUUGCAAAUAG